Aspergillus affinis is the source of this 1671-nucleotide messenger RNA. RefSeq names its product replication factor A subunit protein RFA1. Gene Ontology annotation, biological process: DNA repair; DNA recombination; DNA replication. The transcript is spliced from 5 exons. The coding region runs from base 1 to 1671 and encodes 556 amino acids. NCBI's taxonomy places the organism in Eukaryota, Fungi, Ascomycota, Eurotiomycetes, Eurotiales, Aspergillaceae. The record is from RefSeq and is a predicted model, not a curated record. Gene Ontology annotation, molecular function: DNA binding. Gene Ontology annotation, cellular component: nucleus.
AUGGCCUCGGAAGCAGCCUCGCAAAUCUCUGUCGGUGCCCUCAGUGCCAUCUUCGAUGAAACAAAACCUCAAAUCCCGGAGCCUAUCGUUCAAUGCGUUCAGAUCAAGCCUUUGCCUCCUCAGCAGAAUCAUGCAGAACGGAUUCUUAUCAUCCUUGACCUUGAAGUUCUGCAGGAUCUUGGGGAAGCCGAGAAAAUCGGAGAACCCAAGCCCCUAGAAAGCAAAUUAGAAGAAGAGGACAAGCCCCAACCAACGACAAUCUCCAGCCAUGGCUUUUAUGGCUCGAGCACUCACAGUGCCCAAACGCAAGGUAAUGACCAUACACCACUGACACGACCAUCCGUUGCCCCGGGACAUGCCACGAUAUAUCCGAUCGAAGCAAUUUCCCCAUAUGCGCAUAAGUGGACCAUCAAAGCCCGUUGCACUAGCAAGUCGACCAUCAAAACUUGGCACAACAGGAAUGGCGAGGGUAAACUUUUUAGCGUCAACUUAUUGGACGACAGUGGGGAGAUCCGUGCAACUGGAUUCAACGAUCAGUGUGAUAUGCUUUACAAUAUCUUCCAGGAGGGUAGCGUCUACUACAUAUCUAGUCCAUGCCGUGUUCAGAUCGCUAAGAAGCAAUUUACAAACCUGAACAACGACUAUGAACUCACUUUUGAAAGGGACACAAUUGUCGAAAAGGCAGAAGAUCAAAGUGACGUUCCACAAGUCAGGUUUAAUUUUACUAUCAUAGGUGAUCUUCAAUCUGUUGAAAAGGAUAGCACCAUUGAUGUGAUCGGAGUGCUGAAAGAAGUUGGGGAGACUUCCCAGAUUGUGUCAAAGACCACAAACAAGCCGUAUAACAAACGUGAACUUACCUUGGUCGAUAACACAGGCUUUUCUGUUCGCUUGACAGUCUGGGGCUCAACAGCCAUGAACUUCGAUGUUGCUCCUGAAUCUGUCGUGGCGUUCAAGGGCGUCAAAGUCUCAGAUUUUGGCGGUAGAAGUCUGAGCUUGUUGAGUUCAGGCUUAAUGACGGUCGACCCGGACAUUGAGGAGGCCCAUAAGCUGAAGGGGUGGUACGAUGCCCAGGGCAGAGCUGGAGCCUUUACUUCACACGCUUCUAUGCUCGGUGCAUCCACAUCUACGGCAAAACCCGAACAGUUUAAAACUGUUGCACAAGUUCGCGAAGAGCAGCUGGGCAUGUCGGAUGAUGCAGUUUAUUUCUCACUCAAGGCAACGGUGAUCUACAUCAAGCAAGAUAGCAUGAGCUACCCAGCCUGUCUUUCGGAGGGAUGCAACAAAAAAGUGACAGAGCUUGAUCCCGGUCAGUGGCGCUGCGAGCGCUGCGAUAAGACAUACCCAAAGCCCGAGUAUCGCUAUAUAAUGCUUAUCAAUGUCAGCGACCAUACCGGCCAUCUCUGGCUCAAUUGCUUUGACGAGGUAGGGAGGUCGAUGAUGGGUGUUCCCGCGGAUCAUUUGAUGCAAUUGCGCCAAGAUGAGAACGAAAAGACGAUUGGAGAUAUUUUCCAAGAUGCAAAUUGUAGAACUUGGAAUUUCAGAUGCAGGGCGAAGAUUGAUUAUUUUGGUGAUCAGCAGCGCAUCCGCUACCAAGUAUCUUCUGCAAAACCCAUCAACUACUCGGAGGAAGCCUCUCGCCUCGCCCAUAUGAUUGAGAGCUACGGCAUCUGA